GUAGACAGCAGUGCUUCAGGGUAAACCUCCUCCACCCAUAACCACCAUCUGGGGAGUUUUCCACUCACACUUUGUGAACUUCAAACCAUUCCUUCUCUUUAUUUUUCCUGGAGUUAAACAAUGGCCAACGCAGGAAUCCAGCUCCUGGGCUUCACACUGGCCUUCCUGGGCUUCAUCGGAUCCAUAGCGUCCACGAUCAUGGUGGAAUGGAAAGCUUCGUCUUAUGCAGGAGACAACAUUAUAACAGCUCAGGCUCUUUAUGAGGGUCUGUGGAGGAGCUGUGCAUCUCAGAGCACAGGCCAAAUCCAGUGUAAAGUCUACGAUUCCCUCCUUCAGCUCCCAGCGAUUGUUCAGGGAACCCGAGGCCUGAUGCUGUCCGCCAUCCUGCUGUCAUUCAUCGCCAUCAUGGUGGCGGUGGUGGGCAUGCGGUGCACCACCUGUUUGGCCGACGAGCCGACGCAGAAGGACAAAGUGGCUCUGGCCGGAGGAGUUCUCUUUAUUAUCGGCGGUCUUUUUGCUCUGGUGGGAACGUCUUGGUAUGCCCAAAGAGUAGCACAGGAAUUCUACGACCCCUUUACUCCGACUAACUCAAGGUUUGAGUUUGGAAGUGCCUUAUAUGUGGGAUGGGGAGCCGCCUGCCUCACUAUUAUAGGAGGAAGCUUCCUCUGCUGCAACUGCUCCAAUCAGGGCUCAGGGAAAUCUCCACGUUACCCACCGUCCCGCUCUGCAGGACAACCAGGCCGGGAUUACGUCUAGAUGGACACUUACCCGUCCAGCAUCCGCCUAUAACUCUAAAACAGGACACAAACAGUCACUGUAACCCAUCAAUUAUUCUAUUGGUCAGGUUUUUUUUUGUUUGUUUGUUGCAGGAUGUACAUUUGCAGGUGUUGUGUGGUGUAUUUUUGAUAGUUUUAUAAAACCACUCUAAUGCUCUAUUUGCAUAGGAUUAGUAUUACCUGUAAACCUUUGGUCAUUUGUAAUAAUCAUAAAGAUCGUCUGUGAUUUUAAUCCAUGCAAAUCUACAGGAUUUCAGCAAAUACACAGCUCUUAUUAUUAGUCUGGUGCAAAUCCACAUCUGUGUAUUUUUUCUGCUCAUGAAAGCCUCACAAGUGUUUGAGUGCAAAUUUAGGAGAAUGGUGUAUUGACAACACAUGGAUUUAGACAGAAAAGUUCAAGUUAAAUCUCUAAAGAUGAUUAGAUGGAUGCAUGGAUGAUGAGGGUAACAGUAAGGAGUGUAUUUUUCUGUCUUUCACUGUGAUUAGAUUAGAUUAGAUUAGAUUAGAUUAGAUUAGAUUAGAUUCGAUUCGAUUCGAUUCGAUUCGAUUCGACUUUAUUGAUCCCACGAUGGGAAAAUUCAACGGUCAAGGUAACAACAGAAUAAAGUGCAAGAAAGAAAGUGCAUAUGCAUAAAGAUUGUGCCAAAAAAAAAAAAAACAGGUUAGUGUAAAAGCAAACAAUAUGAAAUAAAAAAUAACAAGUGGUGCCAGGCACAACAAACCCCGC
This is a messenger RNA of Sphaeramia orbicularis (orbiculate cardinalfish), 1503 nucleotides long. It is a transcript of the gene cldn1, whose product is annotated as claudin 1. The coding region runs from base 121 to 756 and encodes 211 amino acids. The transcript has 4 exons. Gene Ontology annotation, cellular component: membrane; bicellular tight junction. The record is from RefSeq and is a predicted model, not a curated record. Lineage: Eukaryota; Metazoa; Chordata; Actinopteri; Kurtiformes; Apogonidae. Gene Ontology annotation, molecular function: structural molecule activity.